This is a messenger RNA of Prosopis cineraria, 1076 nucleotides long. RefSeq lists its product as uncharacterized. Lineage: Eukaryota; Viridiplantae; Streptophyta; Magnoliopsida; Fabales; Fabaceae. The transcript is spliced from 2 exons. The record is from RefSeq and is a predicted model, not a curated record. The coding region runs from base 318 to 704 and encodes 128 amino acids.
UUCCUUCUAAAAACUGACUUAUAUAUAGGAUCCAAGAGAAUGCCUCCAUCCAUCUUAAAUUAUUAGCUCACUUUUAAAAUUCAAGGACACUCUUAAAGUAGUUAAAGUUGGUUGAUGUCUAACUUUUCUUUCUUCUUUCCAAUUCCCAUAAUUAAAUAUAAUGACUUGCACAAUUUCAAAUGCUCUUCUAUUCAGGUUUAAUUAUUUAUUAGUCUAAUAUAUAACCCGACAUAUUCGAAGUGCAUGCAUAUUGCUGGGUCGAGAUUGGGAUGCAACAGUGGAAUGGUGUAGCAGAGAUCAGGUGAACGUUGCUGCGCAUGUGUUGGCUAAAGAGCCGUUGGAUAUUGUUAGACGCUGUUCUUCUUCGAGUACCCUUCAUAUCUAUGGGCUGCGUUUGCUCCAGAGGAGGGAAGAACAAUGAUGAAAUCAAGAGAUAUAAAUCUGCGAGAGAAGCAGCCCAAGCUAUUAAUCGAAUUAAGAAGGCCCAGCGACGCCGUCGUCGACACCCACGUUCUUUAUACAUAACCACCGCCGGUGGGGGUGCUAGAACGGGAGGUCCUGCCGGUGCAACCAGAGACGGCGACAUGAUCAUGAUGAUGGGUGCUUCCGCUUUAAUCCAAACGAAUCAUGGCAUGUUUGAUGGAGACGGAGGUAGUAAUUGCACUGGUGGUGGCUACGGCGGCGGCGGCGGCGGCGGCGGCUGAUGCUGUUGACAUGUACGUGAAUGGAAUUUAUUUGAAUCUUUUAACGGAUUUGUUUUCUCAACAGUUCUCUGCAAUUAUGUAUAGAUCUGAUCUUAGACAUUUUAUCCAUAGGAAAUAGAAUCAAAGAAAGAAUGGUCUCAAAAUCGUUGCACAUACCUUUUUUUUUUUUUCACUUGUUCAAAUGACAUGAAAUGAAUUCUUCACGUGUUUGACUCCGAAAUUUUGUUUCGUCUAGAUUCUGUUUAGGUAAUUAACAGAAUCUGGAAAACGAUCGAAAACUUGUCGGUUGAUUUAAUUGAAUGAAUCAUUGUUCUAUUUGACUUGAAAGAAUAAAAAUAUAAGCUUUCCUGAGAAGUUGAGAUCCAAUAUGCA